This is a messenger RNA of Rotaria sp. Silwood1, 1189 nucleotides long. The record is from the annotation of a GenBank genome assembly. Lineage: Eukaryota; Metazoa; Rotifera; Eurotatoria; Philodinida; Philodinidae.
AUGACAUAUUCGCUCGGUGUUGCUUCUCCAUAUGCUAUUGGCAUUGGUGACUUCAACAACGACAAUCGAAUGGAUUUAGUCGUCACCAACAAUGGCACUAACAAUAUAGCUCUACUUGUCGGAUAUGGCAAUGGUACUUUUGCAAGCUCAAAAAUGUAUUCAACUGGAUCCUCUUCAUCAAUCUCCAUUGUUAUAGAUGAUUUAAACAGCGACAAUCGUUCAGACAUUGCCUUCAUCAACAAUGAUACGAGCACCAUAGGCAUCAUGGUUGGUUAUGAUGAAUUUUUUCCUAUUCAAAUGACAUAUGCAACUGACCGUGUACCGUACUCUGUAGCUAUUGGUGAUUUCAACCACGACACACGACUAGAUAUCGUCGUUGCCAAUAGGGGCAGCAACACUGUAGGUGUACUUCUCAGAUAUGGAAAUGGUUCUUUUGCUGAUCAGAUGAAAUAUUCAACUGGCUCUUGGCCAUUCUCUGUGGCUGUUGGUGACUUUAACAACGAUAACCAUCUGGAUAUCGUCGUCGCCAAUUUACAUGGCAAUACUGUAAGCAUCCUUCUCGGAUAUGGCGAUGGCUUCUUUGCAAAUCAGACGAUAUUUUCUACUGGCUCGCAGUCAGCCUCUGUAGCUGUUGGUAAUUUUAACAGCGACACCCAUCUGGAUAUCGUCGUCGCCAAUUCCAAUGACAACACUGUAAGUGUCCUUCUAGGAUAUGGAAAUGGCUCUUUUACAGAUCAAACAACAUAUUCAACUGGCUCUCAGCCAUGGUCUGUAGCUGUUGGUGAUUUUAAUAAUGACAGCCAACUGGAUAUCAUCGUUGUUAAUCGGGAUGACAACAAUGUAAAUGUCCUUCUUGGAUAUGGCAAUGGCUCUUUUGCAAAUCAAACGGCAUAUUCAACUGGCUCUGUCCCAACAGCUGUAGCUGUUGGUGAUUUUAAUAAUGACAGCCAACUGGAUAUCGUCGUUGCUAAUGUGGAUGACAACACUGUAAGUGUCCUUCUAGGCUAUGGCAAUGGCGCUUUUGCAAAUCAAACGACAUCUUCAACGGGCUCUGGCCCACAAGCUGUAGCUGUUGGUGAUUUUAACAACGACACCCAACUGGAUAUUGUCGUUGCUAAUUUUGGUGACAACACUGUAAGUGUCCUUCUAGGAUAUGGCAAUGGCUCUUUUGCAAAUCAAACGACAUAUU